Lactuca virosa is the source of this 303-nucleotide messenger RNA. The record is from the annotation of a GenBank genome assembly. Lineage: Eukaryota; Viridiplantae; Streptophyta; Magnoliopsida; Asterales; Asteraceae.
AUGUCUUCCUCCUCCGAAUCGUAUAACCCCGUCGCCAUUUACCUGAUUGAAGUGAAUCCUCCCUACUUGUGUCGCGAUCAGCCUGCGUCAAAGCUCAGAGAAGCUUGGAAGUCUAACAACCCAGCAUUACCAAAACACUACAAGGAUACGUUAUGGAACAUGAAACUUAGGAUUGACGACCUUUUGGUUAGCAAUGGUCAAGUUUUUGAGUUGCAGAAGAAGGUGGAGAAGCACAAGCUGCUUAGGAAAGCUGAGAAGGAACUUGCUGAAGCUAGGAUCCAAGAACUACUCAUUGAGAUUUAA